AGAGAGUGAGUGAGAGAGAGUGUGAGCAGAAGCAACAGCAGCAACCAUCACCAUGAAAGAUAACAGGAGUGUCAGUGUGUGUGACACAGAGCUGGGGGAUACACGUCCUCACAACCUCCUCCACCACCUUAUUUACCCUUCCAUUCUCACCUCAGAGGCAGACAACAUGGAAUUGGAAAAUAAGGAAAACAACUCUGGUCAAGAAGAAUUGGAGAAUGUGUCUAACCUCAUCUCAUCCUUGAGACGGCUUGAGAUUGAGCAUCUCACAUCCCAGGACCUUCCAGAGUUAGAGCACUCCCUUGCACAGGUUACCUUAGAUGAACAUGACAUCCAUGAAACCCCUUCAGAAGAUAAGUUUUGUUUGCAGAAAGUGGAACAUGACAACAAGGAUAGAGAUUAUCUGCAUGAGGAAAAUGAAACUACUUUUAACAAGAAAGAUGAUGACAAAGAAAUACCUAAAGAGAAUGAUGAUGAUGAAGAAGAAAGUUUUUCAUAUGUGACUACAGAGAAGAGUAAGGUAAUUCCAGAACAAAAUGCUAGCCUUGAAGAGAAACAGAACAGCAUCUCUACUCCAACAAAAGAAGCUACACAUGAGCAAGAGGAACAUGGCAGCAAGGAUAGAAAUUCUCAGCAUGAGGAAAAUAAAAAUACUUUUAUUAAGAAAGAUGAUGACAAAGAAACAUCUACAGAAAAUGAAGAAAAUUAUUCAAAUAAAACUACAGAGAAGAGUAAGGUAAUUCCAGAACAAAAUGCUAGCCUUGAAGAGAAAUGGAACAUCAACUCUACUCUAACCAAAGAAGAAGCUACACAUGAGAAGAUAGAUUUGCCUACUAAACUGAAUGUUGAACAAGAGAAAAAAGAAGCUAAGAAAGAUAAAGACAAAAAGGAGGAAGACGAUUAUAACAGAGACAAGAGCAAAGUGGAGAAAGAAGAAGAGGAAGAGGAUCAUUCAGAUGAUGAAAAUCCAGCAGAUGAUGACUGUGAGCUUCCCAAAGUAAAUGAGAAGCCUUUCAGGCUUGUCCGGAGAGGACCCGGAAUAAAUGUGCAGCAGAAUGCUUAUUAUCAUGUUGGUCAUGAAGCUCCUUCUGCCUUUCCUGAGAGUCAGUUAUGGAAUUUUACAGCUGGGGCUCCUUCCAGCGGGUUAUUGACUCCCCAGCAUGCCCAGUCCCCGGGAUAUUCAGGAGUCUCACCUAUGCAUGGAGGAGUGACGGACUAUAUUCACCAACAUGUGCAGUGUCAGGCUCCACAAGCAAUCUCUCCAGGCUAUCCGGAUAUGUCACCUACCCACGGUGUAUUACCAGACAACUUUCAAUAUAAUAUGGUCCCUGAUAGGACUUUGGAAGCACCCAUGUCUAUGAUUACUCACCCAGCAGCACUUGACGAAUGCAGCUACAACAUGCCUACAUAUCUUCCACCUGCAAGUGACGUAGAUGGAAAUUAUUAUGGGUCCUUGACAGGUAGUUUUAUAAUCCCCGACAGCCCUCCAAUAUCUAGUCCGGAUGAAAAUGAGAACUAUCAACAUGGAUUUGGUAGUAGUCCACCAUCACCUGAUCAAGACAUAAAUUAUCUUCUAGAAGCAAUUUAUGAAGUGAUGAAUAACAAAGAAACAACUAUUGUUCCUCCUCAAGAAUUAGAAAAUAUUAUCAGGCACUUGACAGAUGAGAUUGAAGUGCCUGCAACUAACAUCUCGCAGAUGAGGAGAGGCACUUCUCAGACUUUGAAUUACAGUUCAGAGCCUUCACCUCCCAUGUUUAAUUCAUUUCAAACACUGGAACCUGGGAUAGAAUACGACAAUAUACCUGCAUCUCAUUCCCAAGGUCUUGUACUUCGAGAAAUGCCUGACACAGAGUGGAAGAUGGUUCCUGACCCAAGACGUCUCAGAGAAGCUCGCAGGCAGAUGGCAAGGAUAACAAACGAAGAGCUUGUUAAAAAGGAUGAGGAUGGCGACACGCUUUUCAUUGUUCUGGCAUGUCAGAAAUUAGAGACAGAGAACUACACAGAGUUACUAAUAGCAGUGCUAGAGCGUCUCGAAGGAAUAAAUUUGUGCUGCGAUAGAGUGAUAAACAGAGUCACUAAACGAUGUGAUGAGUGCGGCAAUGCUGACCAAUCCAGAUUCUAUUCUCCAUUGGGCAUGAAGAAUCAUGAGGGUGACUCGAUUUUAAGCUCUGUGGUAAAAAUGAAGCAUCCAGUGACUGUCAUCAACUACAUCAUUGAAAAAAUCAGCCAUUCCCCAAGUGAUGUUCAACGCAUUUUUGACAACUCUAGUAUCGACAUUUACUAUUGUUCUCAGAUAUACUACCCAAACUUGUCAAGGUUUAUGGUAUAUCCUCAAACAACCUGCAGCCAAGGCAACUCCCUGGUCACUCAGCUAACUAUAGGCCAGACCCACUGAUACUUAACCUUUAAGCUGCCGAUGAUGUAAAUAUGUGCCAUCUGGGGAAAUGCAGCUGAUGUAUAUUUAUGCCAAAAUUCUAGGACCUACAAAAUGGUCCCAAUUGGCCUGGUUAGGACUACGUCAGAGAAAAUAGAUGUGCACAAAAUGAAACUAUGUGUGUUACUUGCAGGGCAUUGUGGGAGCCAGUAAAUGCCAUUUAAAUUUGUUUAGUGUGAUUAAACAAUAAAUAUAAGUGAAAUAUGAAAACAUGGAUGUAGGUAUAAAAUAUAUGAUCCAGAAAAAAUUGGGGAAAAUGUAAAAAGUCAUAAAAUUUUACAUAGCAACAACUUUCUUGCAGUGGCAGGCACAAAUUGCCAUAAAGCUUUCGUCAACGUCACCUUCAAACCUUCACAUCUCCGUUUUUGUGAAUAUCUGCUGGAUGACUGUUAAGUUGAAGAGACUAAAAUAUAGUAAGGAUUACUGUAAAAUGGUGGUUUUGCUAAAUGAAUGGGAGGAUUUGAUAAUUUGCUCACUAUUAUUAUUCAGUUUUCCACUACAGUAAUAUACUUAUUAGCUGAUAUGGUGGACCUGUGCAUAAUUAUAUACUCCAAGACAAAGGUCAAGAUGUACUAUCCAAAAUCUUUGCACAAAAAGAUUAGUAACUGAUUACAUUAAUAGUACACAAUAUUGAAUAAUACCUGUGCAAUACUUGAGUAUCCUUAUUGAUGAAUUGUUUUGCUUGUCAGCAGGCUUCUUCAGUCAGAUACAAAGGUGUCUUGAAUAUUGGAAGCAGCAGUAGUAGUGGAGAGGUAAAUAGGCAAUUCCCCACCCUUGAAGUAAUUUUGAAGUGGUUAGUUCCUCAGCCUUGGUAAGUAGUCAGUGCCAUAGUUUUGAUCAUUGAAUCAUGGCUCUAGAGCAGAACACUUGCCAAGUAUGAGGGACUAACCAUCUCAAAAUUAGCUCAAGGCUGAGGGACUGAUCACCUCAUAUUUACCACUUCACUGCUAAUGCUGUCUCUAAUAUUUAAUCACCUCUGUAUAGACUGAAGAAGCCUGGUGAGCAGGGAAGAUGUUUACACAGUAAAGAUACCCAACUGUUGCACAUGUAUCUCUCUCGUCUAGUAAUUGACUGUUUUCUGGUUUUAUUUUCACUGAUUACAUUGGUAAGAGCAUGGCAAUAUACCUUGUCAUAGAUCAUGCAUUUAUAUGGAGAAUGUUUCAGCAUACUUCCACACCUGGUGGAAAAUAUUACUGGAGGCUUCUUUUAAGUAAUUGGGAAUAUUUUAUUCUGUGUAAUAUAAGUUUAAUCUAGUGAAGGAUGCUAAUUAGUUUUACCAUACCUUGUUAUAGUGUAUCUAUACCUAUUUUUCUGUUGUGGUAAUGUAUAUUAUGUGCAUAUGAGGCUGAGUUGCCAAACAAACCAACUUGUAUAUUUUUAAUUUAUGGGUUAAUAUAUAUAUAUAUAUUCAUGUUUAUAUAAAUUUUAUUUGGUACCAAAACAAACUGGGUAACUUUACCUUGUUAUAAUUUACAUAACUGGCUAUAGCUUACUGUAUAUUAAAGUACUGUAAUUAGUUUCCAUAUUUUCAUUGGAUAAUGUUCACAGCAGAUGUCUAGUAUCAAUACAAGUUUCAUUCAGAUUAAUGUAUGCCCUAAUUUAAUAGUGUAUUUUGUUAGAAUUUAACACUACCUUUGCAGAUCAAACAAAAUGAUACCUAAAUUAAACGGGCAUCAUGAAAUAACUUGCCAGUUUUACCCUCAUUUGGUAUAGCCUUUUAAGUUUCAUCAAAAUGUAUUGCAUGUUAGUGGCUUUCUUUUGUGCCUAACCAUAUUUUAUUACAUGUAAACUACAUUAUUUUGUAUACUGCAGAAAAGAAAGAAAUUGUUUGUCAGAGCAGCAAUGUUUUUUAUUAGUGACAUGUAUAAAAUCCAGUACAGUAUUAUGCAAAAUGUAUGGGGGUAUGACAGUGUAAUCAAUGAAAUACUGUACUAUUCAUAUUGUAUAUACCAUCUUGUAUUAUAAUUUAUAAUUAAAAUCAUGAGGGAGUGCUAAACCUGUAGGAUUAUACAGUCCAUGUGGGGGGGGAGGGGAUGGAAGGUAUUCAGGGAACUGGAACACAAGAUCCAAUUCCCUAGAUCAAGAGCCCCUCACCCUCAUCAAGGAACCUUCCUUGAGGGAUUGUAUUUUAAUGAUUAUUAAAAUUGUCAUUGAAUUUUGUCAAGUUGCAGUAAAUUGUCAUUACAUAUAUAUUUCAACACGCCAACUGUCUCCCACCGAGGCAGUUUUGUACAUCUGAACACCAUCCUCAUCUUAAUAGUCUGUGUUGUGUGUACUAUUAUAUAUUUAAAUUUGGCAUGGCAUAACUAAUUGCUAAAGAAGUGCAUUUUGACUAAUGCACAAGUGCAUCAAACAUUCCCUUGAAAAUGGGUAAUGGUAUGGAUGAGGUGCGCUUAAAUUUUUUAAUAAGUCAUAUUUCUUGUUACUGAUUUUCAUAAACGUUAUUAGUUUUUGUUAUUCAUGUGUUUUAGUACCAAGCUAAAGGUAGUUGGCCUAACAGCAAAUUGUGGGAUGAUUGUUGCUCUAAUUAUAUAAUGCUUUUCCUACUCAUCAAAACAAGACUGACAUUAAUCACUUUUUUCAGCUUCACUAUACAAUAUUUAAUCUCUUAAAAUAUUUCAUUUGUGUAUCAUUUGAAUUGACUUAAUGCAAUACCAAUAGUUUACUAAGGCUGAUGAUGUACAGUGUCGGCAAUAAUAAAAUGAACAUGUAAAAUAGUUCCAAAAGGCUUAGAGACCAAUGAAAUUUCUUGCCACCAAAUACAAAGGGUCCUCAGCUUACAAUAUUCAGACUUUAUUUUGCUUUCUUGACACUGUUAGAAUUACCUAAAUUAUAAUAAUAGUAUGAGCUGUGGGGAGGGAUGUGCAAAGGUUAGUGGAGGUGGGAGUUAGUGCAAGCGUAGGAUAUACUCAGCAAAAUACAUUUAUAGUUCAGCUUUACCAAAUGUUUUCAUACUGUGUGCGUGUGCUCAUUUUGUACAUGCAUUGAGUUUGCAUUCAUUUGGUUGAGAUUGGUCAGUAACUUGAAAUUUAAUAUUUACAAUUUUCUCAAGGUUGAAUUAAUUUAUUUUUUUUUUACCAAAUGCAUUUGUACUUUUUGCAUGUUCAUUUUAUGCAAGUAGAGAGAGCUCUCGUUUGUUUGAUCAGGAGUGGUCAACAACUGUAGAUUUGGUAUAAGAAGAGGGGAGCAUAGGGGUAAUCCUCCUGAUCCAUGCUAGGCAGGUUCUUGGAAAAUCAUAAAGCAAACUAUAUACUGUAUAGUUCUGAUACUUCUUGCUUUCUAUUUUGUGGAACUUAAUGUAAUAUCAUUAUAUUCCAAAUUCGUUAAAGUACUUUCAUAAAAUAUACAAUGUUAGGUAAAAAGACACAAGUGCAACCGAUGUGACAUUUUAUUGUGGCAACAUUUAGCUCUCCAGGAGCUUUAUCAAGCUGUAACAACUUGACAAAGCUCCUGGAGAGGGAAAAGCAACCACAGAAUGUCACAUUAGUUGCACUUGGCAGAAUUACCAACAAUGUUAGGUAAAAGGGCACAACAUUAAGAGAAUAGGUGCUUAAUGUUGAAAAAUACACUUGGCAGGAGUUGUAGGCAGCAUAUUUGUUUACACUGCCUUCCUCACCUCCCUGCUGGACCUGUAUGAGACAUUUUCAGGCUUAGCACUUGAUUAUAUUAGCAUUAUUAUUGGACCUGUAUGAGCAGAAUAGCAAGAACUCCUCCUCUCCCCCUCCCCAUCUGCUGCCUGCCCUGCAUGACAGCAGGAAUUCAUGCCAUACCCUGUCAUACAGUUGUUUUCACCACUACUUCCUGCACUUUACACUGUACCUAGACACCUGAAACCCUUACCAUUAAGGGAGAGAAUGAGCUUACAUAAAGGUUCUUAAGUUAGAUACAAUGCAAGAGAGGGUGGAGGUAAUUAUUAUUAUAAUCAAAAAGAAGCGCUAAGCCACAAGGACUAUACAGAGGGUGGAGGUAAGAAUUAGAGGAUGGACAGUCUAGUUGCUGUUGGCAGCUACACAUUUGUGCUGUGCUGUUACUGCAGUAUACUCUGUUUAUUAAGCAGGCCAACACUACAAUAAACAAUAUUUAUUACUAUUGUAAAUGACAAUACAGUACUGAUGUAAAAUAUUGGUAAAUAUUCUUUGUUCAAAAAUACAGUUCACCAAAAAUCUGCACUUGAGAAUCUUAUGACAUUUUAGUCAGUCUGGAUCACUGUCAAGUCAACUUUACAAUACAGCCUCUCUUCACUUAGCGACACAUUUACCAACAACUCAAGACUUACGACGGGCUCUGACCAACAUGCAUAUAUAAUGUAUAUUAGAGCUAUUUCCUCUAUUUUGUUGAAUACAAUAUAGACAGUAUACUACUGUAUAAACAUUAAAGAAUAUACCAGAAAUGUUAUAAAUGGUGCAAAGGCAACAUUAAAACAAUACAGAAAAUGGUUGACAGAAACCCACUACCAUUAUGGUAUGCACCUCACUUAGUGACGAAUUUGUUUACCGACAUGGUCUUAGGAACAGAACUCGGUUAAGUGAGCAGAGGCUAUAUUAUGGCUUGGGAACACAAGUCCUGAUUGUAACAUGGGUGUCUUUGAGAAAACAGGUUCUGAAAAAUUGAAUUGUGAUGAAAUUUUCAGGAACACAUUAACCUAAGUGGAGGGUCUAUUGUAUUCCAAAUCCAACCAGAAUUAGAUUAAUUGAAUAAGCUUUUUAGAAAGCAGAGAGACUGGCUGAUCCAUGUUUGUUUAGUACUUACUUGUAAAUUAAAUAUUAUUAUAAUAAUCAAAAAGAAGCGCUAAGCCACGUAAAUUAAAUAAUUUAGAAAGGAUGUAUUUUUUUUUUUUUAUUAACUGGGAGAAAACUGACCAAUUCAUAUAUUUUCUUAUACAGUUUAGUCGUGUCUUGGUACGUUCUAAAAAUAAGGUUGUAUUAUUUGAUAAAUUUGCAUGUCAACAAUUAUUAUAAACUAAAAAGCAGCGCUGUAUAGCCCUUGUGGCUUAGCGCUUCUUUUUGAUUAUAAUAAUAAUAUAAACCAAAAAGAUUCAUAUUCUUGUCAACUAAUAAAUAUUUUCCAUUGUUAUUUUUCUUUGUAUUCAUUUCUUAUGAGAUUCUGAGGUAGGUUUACAGUUGAUAGUUCAAUCUGAAGGUAUCAAAUACCACAUGAAUAUGUAAUGUAUAGUAAGUGAUGUACAAUAUUAGGGCUUUCAGAAUAAAAAUUUAAAACAUUGUGGGCAUUAACUGCAAAGUAUUUACUCUCCCCAUCCUUUGCAUGUUCUUUCCAUUUAAAAGAGUACAAAUAUAUUUUAGUGUAAAUUUUCAAACUCAAGUUAUAUAAAUUAUCUAACCCUUACUCAUGGUAUGUCAUGUGAAACAAACUCCAAUGUGUUUGAAAGUGCAAUGACGAUAGUACUGUUACUGUACUUGAAACUAAAGAUGCACAAAUAUAACUGACCUCUUAUUUUUUUUUAUCAUACAGUGGAAGAUUUUCUUUAUAUACCAUUAUUUUUUUAUAAUUAUAGUUAGGAGAAGCACUAAACCCACAGGGGUCAUACAGUGCCUCAGACAUUGGAAGCAAUCAGGUUUGAUGCAAGCAGAGUGCAAGUCCAAUUCCCUGAAUCAAGAGCCACUCACCAGCAAAGAAUCUCCCUUAAAGUAAUGGUGCUAAUAAUAUUGGGAAAUAAUAAUGGAGGCGUCUUGAUGACAGUGAGGUGCUGUUUUAGUCGAGGCUUUGAAUCUAUUCUCCCUUUCCUUGGCUCAAACCUGAUUGCCUUCCCUUUCUAUAGCUCCUAUAUGACCCCUCAGGAUUAAUUUCUCCUCCCUGUCCUUUAUGAAUGUAAUAAAGGAGACACUUGAUAGGUUGAAAAACAUGUUUUGGGAUAAGUCAAUGUGUGACAUUUAAAAAUGAGCACAAAUGGAAAUUAGUAUCUGGUGCAGUUUUGAAUUAAACCAAAUGAAUACCUGACCAUUUAUGUAUGACAAGGUUGUGUGUGCUAGUGGAGUCUACUAUCUUGCAUGGCAAUCAAAUUAUAGGAUUGUUGCUUGGAAUUUCUGAGGUACAGUAAUUGUUCUAGCUAUAUUUCAUGUUACACUGCUUAUGCAAUAAAAUACAAUUAAGUUG
This is a messenger RNA of Cherax quadricarinatus, 8542 nucleotides long. The record is from RefSeq and is a predicted model, not a curated record. NCBI's taxonomy places the organism in Eukaryota, Metazoa, Arthropoda, Malacostraca, Decapoda, Parastacidae.